AUGGCUCAAGUGUGGUCCAGCAGCGCCCGGGAAGCCAGUAAGGCGGCGAGGAGGUUCACCUUGGAGGACUUGGAUGACAGCCUGACCAGCCUCAUGUGGCUAAAGGACUUCUCCAUCGCCAACACCAGCAUGGGCAAGUCCUCGUGCUGCCUCAGCGGCCCAGACCCCCCCAGCUAUCAGCACUUCUCCAGUUUUGCUGCCCCGUGCUCACCCCUGGCUGCUGACCCAGCAUCCAUGGGUCUGUCCCCCACUCCCUGCAAGCCCAUCUCCUCCUCAACAUCCAGAACAGAGAAUCACACCGUGGUGCUGAGCCCUCAGCUCGCAGAGGACAUUGACUACAAGAGCAACCCUUAUGUCAAGCCACCCUACUCCUAUGCCAGGCUCAUCUGCAUGGCCAUGGAAGCCAGCCAGAAGCCCAAGAUCACCCUCUCUGCCAUCUACAAGUGGAUCACAGACAACUUCUGCUACUUCCGACAUGCUGAUCCGACCUGGCAGAACUCCAUCCGGCACAACCUCUCCUUGAACAAGUGCUUCAUCAGGGUGCCCCGGGAGAAAGGGGAGCCUGGGAAAGGUGGGUUUUGGAAGCUUGACCCCCAAUAUGCCGAGCGGUCCAAGGGCGGGACCUUCAAAAAGCGGAGGAAGCCGCCAGCGCACAGCCACCCACCCUGCCCCGCAACAGCCCUGCAAGGCAUGGGGAGCCUGGCCACCUCCUCUGGCACCUCCAGAAACAUCCUCAGUGUCAACAUGGAGUCACAACUGCUGCUCAAAGAGUUUGAAGAAGCCACCAGCAACCAUGCCCUGAGUGCAGCUCAUGGCAAAGCAGGGCAGAAGCGCAAGAAGCCAUCGCCCGCAAGAACGGCCAAGGUGGCUCGGCUUUGCAGCCCGGCCCUGCUGAGCCUGGAUGAGCAGGCUGAGCUGGGAUCCCUGAAAGGAGACUUUGACUGGGAAGCCAUCUUUGACACCAACCCAAGUGGUGACUUCCCUACUUUUGUUGAUCUGGAGCUCAUGCCACCAACCAGCUCCACAGGACACGACCCAGACUUGACAGUACACGGGCACCACAUUGACUAUCUCCAGGGGCAGGAGCAGGUGCAGGUUUUCACUGAAUCCAGCCUGAACAACCACGACUUUGAUGAAACCUUUAUGGCCACUUCUUUCCUGCAACAUGACUGGGAUGAAGAGUCAAAUGACUGCCUCUCCAACUGUGUCAACAUAGAGCAGUUGUUUGAAGACAAAGAUGCCUCUUGGCCAGCAGAUGGGAGUGAGUGGAGCAGUCUGAGAUCUCUCUUAUAAAAGGCCAGUCACCAUGCAAAGGAUGCUCCCUCAUGUUGCUGGGACGAGAUUUUCCAGAGACAGAGACAUCCCCAGUGAUUCCCCAGCUUCAUUGUAACAUUAUUCAUGGAAAAAACAGAGGGAGACAACACCAGCACCACAGGGAGAGUUUGAGAGAUCUGUAACAGACACGGGAGAAGUCCCUGCUCCUCUGUUUUCACAAAUAUGUUUUUGAUAACUGUGAAGAAGGCAACAGGAAGUGCAAAUGAAACAGUGUAAUGCCAAUGACUUGUAUCUCAAGCUUUAAGUGGCAAGAGCAAAACAGAAAAUUGAAAAUACCUUUGGUUAAUGUUAUAGGUCCAAAAUAGUUGGCAGCCCUCAUCUUUUUAUGAAGUUCCAAUGAAAUGCUCUGCACUGCUUCUUUUACCUUCAUCCUUGCAUUGUUGAUGAGAAUAUCUACACAGCCAUAGCAGUUCAGGAUUUCCUUAGCUACAUCUUGAAUACAGAUUUUAUCAGAAAUUCCCAGAAGUAUGAGCUUUGGUGCACAUGUCUACUAAAG
Colius striatus (speckled mousebird) is the source of this 1831-nucleotide messenger RNA. RefSeq names its product forkhead box J1 (gene FOXJ1). The record is from RefSeq and is a predicted model, not a curated record. The transcript has 2 exons. NCBI's taxonomy places the organism in Eukaryota, Metazoa, Chordata, Aves, Coliiformes, Coliidae. Gene Ontology annotation, molecular function: DNA-binding transcription factor activity; sequence-specific DNA binding. Bases 1 to 1293 code for a protein of 430 amino acids. Gene Ontology annotation, biological process: regulation of DNA-templated transcription.